ACUCCAACUCAUGACCCCAAGACCAAUAGUUGCACGCUUCUCCAAUCGAGCCAGCCAGGUGCCCUAUAUUUGCCUUAUUUUAAAAUUUAUUUUUAUAUUUUAUUUACAAUUUGUAAGAAUAUUGUGUCCUAAAUUCUCAAAAUCAUUUUAGUACAUUUUCUUGCCUUCCUGUAGUGAAAGCUGGCACACAGACUAGGAAAUGUUUGUUCUCUGUAUUAGGAUUUGACAGUAGAGUUAGAACAGUUGCCCUUUUGGCCAGCUUUGGCAGAGUUAUACCAGGCUUUCUUACCAGUCAGUCAGAUACAGAAGUUGGAGGGGUACUAGUGCGGUUUGACAUUUUUCUAGGAGCUCCCAGAUUGAAGUCCCUUCUCAUGAGAAGGUGCUUAGAGUUUUUAAAGGAGGUUAUAUAAUCUUUGAAGGAGCUAUUUAUAGCCUGGAAAAAUAUUUCCACUUAAGACUAAGGUCUUUAUAAUUUUAUUUAGUUAUUAUGUGUUCAGACAGGAAGGAAACAUUUUCAACUAUAGUUUGUGCCGAGGACGUGUAAAUGACAAGAAUAUCAAGUACCACUCCUAAGUGGUGCUUAGCCCUAAAAAAAAGAUAAGGAAUUACUGUAAUAUUUCAGAUGACAGUAACUUUCAUGGAAUCACUGCAUUUGUAUUGGGUAAUAAUAACCGUAGUUGCAUAUUUUUCCAAUCACCUGAGAACCUUCUGCGGUUGCUGGAAUGUUGCCAUGAUCACAUUCUGUUGGGUAUAGAGUAAUGAACUGUGGAAUCAGUGACAACCCAAGACAGGUAGGCUUGGACCCAGGCUACCUGAGAAUUCUACAGUGUGUUGAAGCCACACUUGACAUGGACCAGAAGACUCUGAAGAAACUGGUGGACUCCAUCAGUAAUGCUGUCAAAAACUUCAAAAAAAUUGAAGUAGAGUGUCUCAUAAGACUUUUUCACAGCUUGGUGGAAAGAGCUAAUGUAAGACUUAAUAACCUUGGACUAGAUCGUAAUGCAUUUCGAGCGAUCCUGCACAGCGUAUUUGGAAUGACUGACGAUAUGCUAAUGAACAGGGUAUUUUUUGCAUUUGACAAAGACCAUGAUAACUGCAUAAAUGUGAAAGAGUGGGUUAAAGGAUUAUCAGUGUUUCUUCGAGGGACUUUUGAAGAAAAGCUGAAGUUCUGUUUUGAAGUUUACUAUUUGAAUGGUGAUGGUUACAUUUCUCGAGAAGAGAUAUUUGACAUGUUGAAGAACAGUCUACACCAACAGCCAUCUGAAGAAGAGACUGAUGAAGGAAUAAAAGAGUUGGUAGAUAUAACACUGAAAAAAAUGGAUUAUGACAACGAUGGCAAGAUAUCUUUUGUGGACUUUGAAAGAGCAGUUAGAGAAGAAAGACUUUUGUUGGAGGUGUUUGGACCAUGUUUACCAGAUGCAAAGAGUUGUAUUGAGUUUGAAGCCCUGGCGUUCAGACACAUCCUGACUUCUAGUUUUUGAAUGUAAAUCACUUAAUACUGGUAUUAAAAUCAGAAACAGA
Messenger RNA from Hyaena hyaena (striped hyena), 1521 nucleotides. Its product is annotated as EF-hand calcium-binding domain-containing protein 1-like. The record is from RefSeq and is a predicted model, not a curated record. The transcript has 6 exons. Gene Ontology annotation, molecular function: calcium ion binding. The coding region runs from base 759 to 1481 and encodes 240 amino acids. Lineage: Eukaryota; Metazoa; Chordata; Mammalia; Carnivora; Hyaenidae.